Kogia breviceps (pygmy sperm whale) is the source of this 1460-nucleotide messenger RNA. The record is from RefSeq and is a predicted model, not a curated record. NCBI's taxonomy places the organism in Eukaryota, Metazoa, Chordata, Mammalia, Artiodactyla, Physeteridae.
AUUCCGAGGCCUUCCCCGCCUAGGUGGGGCCAGCCCCCGCUCCAGCACCCCCAGCAGGCCUCAUGUGGAUGCUGGCACUAGGCGGGAUCUUCCUGGCAGCCGCCCAGGCCUGUCUUUUCUGCCGCUUGCCACACCGUGACUUGUCGGUUCGCCUGGCUCAGCUUUGCAGCCAGGUGGAGGCCCGGUGGAAGGACUGUGAGGUCUCCUGGAACUUCUCGGCCUUUGCCUUAGAUGAUGCAUCCUUGAAAAAAGUCACAGAGAAGACUCACAGAGUCCUGAGGGUCAUGGAGGUCAAAGGGUCUCUCUCCUCACUCCUUUCAUAUUGGAAAUGGCUUCAAAAGACCAAGCUCCCAGAAUACAACAGGGAAGCUCUCUGUGCUCCCGCCUGCCAGCUGGUCCUGCUGUCUCCUGCAGGGGGCAGCACCGUCCUGUACAACUGCUCCACCUGCCGGGGCUUCGAGGUGUACUGCUGGCCCCGAAAGCGCUGCUUCCCAGGAAGUCACGAUCUUUGGGAAGCCAGGAUUCUGCUGCUCUUUGUCUCCGGAGCUGUCCUUCUCCUGGGUAUUCUGAGCCUCGCGGUGGAGUACAGCCACCUCCAAGCAAAAACUGACUUGUGAAGACGAGGACAGAACUUAGCCUCCAGUUCUAAGGAGCAGGUGCCCACAACUUCCACUUCUCUCGUGGGGCGGGGUGGGGGGAGAGGGGGGGCAGCCAGACCCUUAGUUCCAGCCCCAGCGGUUCAGUCUUCCAGACCCUGAUACCCAGACAUCCCCACAAUCCCAGCGUCAGAUGGCCUCCAGGGACCCAGGCACCCACAGCUGGAAAGUUCCUCCCCUCCAGUCCUCAACCAAUCAGACAGGGGCAGUCACCGUGCCAGGAAAAUAUCUACAGAAGGAAAGAAUCCCCUCCAUACACACUAUCACUCCCACACCCCCUUCUGCCUGUUCCCGGAAAGCAGGAAAGCGGGGGCUGUCUGCCCCAGAAGCUCCUCUUGGCCCUCCUGUGACUGAUUGGGAAUCGGGGAAUGAGUGUUCUGGAAAAGUCCCUCCCCCUAGAGUGAGACCACAUCAGUCAGCCUGCUGGCAUGCUACCCUUCCAUUUAGCACUGCGAAGGCUCCCACAGAGGCCCUCCUGCCAGGCCCAACUCAACCUGCUGUCAAAUGGCCUCUACCCCUGCCUGGCCUUUGUCUGCAACUGGGGAGGGCAGGGGAAGUGCGGGAGUCUCUCGUAGCGCAGUGGUUCUCAACCGGGGUGGGGGGGGGGUUGGAUUUUGCACGCGAUGAGGCAUUUGGCAAUAUCUGGAGACAUUUUUGAUUGUUUUGAUUGGGGGCCUUGAGGAUGUGCUAGUGGCAUCUAGUAGGCAGAGACCAGGGAUGCCGCUAAAUAGCCAAAAAUGUGCGGGAAAGUCCUCCGCAGCAAAGAGCGAUCGUGUCCGAACCGUCAGCCGUGUGUGGUUGAGA